AAAUAGUAUUGAAAAAUGUUUAGAGAUUACAAGCAUUUAAAAAUAUAUAUUUUUUGGUCUCUAUUUAUUAUAAAUAUUUCAAAAAUUUAUACGGAAAAUAAACUGCCUUUGAUCAUCAACACUUGGGCUUUUGAAGAAGCAAAUGAGGCAGCCUGGACAUCAUUGCAACAAGGUGAUUCUGCACUAGAUGCUUUAGUGGUUGGUUGCACUACAUGUGAGGAGCAGCAGUGUGAUGGCACUGUGGGCUAUGGCGGUUCACCAGAUGAAAAUGGAGAAACCACUUUGGAUGCCAUGAUUAUGGAUGGUUCAAAUAUGAAUAUAGGGGCUGUGGGUGGCUUAAGACAAAUUAAAUCUGCUGCUAAAGUAGCUAGAAUGGUUUUGGAGCACACACAACAUACUAUGCUUGUGGGUGAUGCUGCCAGUAAUUUUGCCGAAAUGAUGGGCUUUCGUCGUGAGUCUUUGACUACUCCAAAAUCCAAACAAAUUUGGCAAGAUUGGCACAACAAUCGUUGUCAACCUAAUUUUUGGCUUAACGUUAUACCAGAUGCCACCAAACAGUGUGGGCCUUACAAACCUCAUAAUAAAUGGCACAAAAAUGAUAAUGAACGCUAUUCCUAUAAAGUGGAUCAAUGGAAUCAUGAUACUAUUGGCAUGAUAGCAAUUGAUGUAACUGGUAAAAUAUUUGCAGGUACUUCGACAAAUGGAGCUCGUCAUAAAAUUCCAGGACGUGUAGGUGAUUCUCCCAUUCCGGGUGCUGGUGCUUAUGCUGAUAAUGAGGUGGGUGCAGCAGUAGCCACAGGCGAUGGCGAUAUUAUGAUGCGAUUUUUACCAUCACUAUUGGCAGUUGAAUUUUUACGUGUGGGCUUAACACCAGAGGAAGCUGCAGCCAAGAGUAUGGCUAGAAUAGUUAAAUAUUAUCCGCAUUUUAGUGGGGCUUUAGUAGUCACAGAUCGUUGGGGAAAUUAUUCAGCUGCCUGUGUGGGUAUUGAAAGGUUUCCUUAUUCCAUAGCUUUUGGAGAAACUAGUACUAGAGUAGAAUAUAAACAGUGUAUACAGCAAAAUGCCAAAAGAAGUGACUUAAAGUGAUACAAAUAAUAAAUUUAAUUACAAAAUAUUAAAAAAACAAAUUUCAUUAGAUAAAGCCAAAGUCAGUAAUAAAUAAAAAAAUGUUACCGAUAUAAUAGUAAAUACCGUUACCAAUAUUCUAUAAAUAAUUUAAAUACAAAUUUUUGAUUUCAAAAACUAGUUUAUUGAAAUCGAAAUAAAAAAUCUACAAAAUUUAAAAAACCACCCUGGGUUAGCUAUUAGUAGUCAUUUAUGAUAUCACCUAUGUCAACUUAUUUUUAAAUUUUAUUAAUAAAUUAAUUUAGGGUGAAAUUACCGUUAUUAAAGUUACCGCUAAAAUAACGUUGUCCAAAAUAUAAUUAAGAAAAAUAUUUUUUUUGGAAGUUAUCUUUUAUACUUUAAUAUAUGUAUAUUUAAGAUUAAAUUUAUAAAUAUUCGAUUUAAUAAAUUCCAAAAAAUA
This is a messenger RNA of Calliphora vicina (urban bluebottle blowfly), 1525 nucleotides long. RefSeq names its product putative N(4)-(beta-N-acetylglucosaminyl)-L-asparaginase GG24090. Gene Ontology annotation, biological process: protein deglycosylation. The record is from RefSeq and is a predicted model, not a curated record. Lineage: Eukaryota; Metazoa; Arthropoda; Insecta; Diptera; Calliphoridae. The transcript has a single exon. The coding region runs from base 16 to 1086 and encodes 356 amino acids. Gene Ontology annotation, cellular component: lysosome; cytoplasm. Gene Ontology annotation, molecular function: beta-aspartyl-peptidase activity; asparaginase activity; N4-(beta-N-acetylglucosaminyl)-L-asparaginase activity.